AUGAGCGCACCGGCUACAGUUGCCCGGCGGGCAGCCACGAGGAACCCCUUGGUGGGAAAUGCCCGAGCCCUGUCACGCGGCCUCACGCCUGCCAUGAUCGCCAGACAUGUUGGCCGACAUUCACAGGUUUCGGCUUUGGCGCUCCUUAUCCCUAUGCGACAUGCCAGCACCGAACAUCACCGACCAGAGUCACAACAUACUGGGCCGCCACCGGGGUUCAACGUCGAACAGGCUAAGAAACCGUUGCCGAAAGAAACCUCGACUGCCGGAGCAAAAGAUGCCAGCGCCGCCAACGGCUCUACCGCUGCCGCCGAUCAACCCGACACAACCCCAGCCGAAGCUGCCAUCACUGAUCUAGCCGCAAAGAAGGAUGGUUUAGCACAGGAAAAGGAGGUUACAAAGGCAGAGAAGGAAGCCAAGAAACUUACACUAUGGCAAAAAGUCAAAAAGGAAGCUCAACAUUAUUGGGACGGAAGCAAACUGCUCGCAACAGAAGUCAAAAUCAGUUGGAGACUGGCGCUCAAGAUGGCUGCUGGGUACGACCUGACUCGAAGAGAAAACAAGCAACUGAGACGAACAGUGCAAGAUUUGGGCCGUCUUGUCCCAUUCUCUGUCUUCAUCAUUGUUCCUCUUGGUGAAGCUCUCCUGCCCUUGGCACUUAAACUGUUCCCCAACAUGCUGCCUAGCACUUUUGAGGGUCAGAAGUCCAAGGAAGCCAAGGCCACCGUCCUGCGAUCUACUCGAAAGGAAGUGAGCAGCUUCCUGCGGCAGACCCUCAAAGAGACUGGUCUUCCUCUCAGUCAAGCAACAGCCCAAAAGGAGGAAUUUGCCAACUUCUUCCGCAAGGUGCGCUCCACUGGAGAAGCUCCCACCCACCAGGAUGUCAUCAAGGUCUGCAAGGUCUUCCGCGAUGACAUGACCCUUGACAAUCUUUCUCGCCCUCAGUUGGUUUCCAUGUGCCGAUAUAUGAACCUCAACACCUUUGGUACCGACAUGAUGCUCCGAUACCAGAUCCGCCACCGUAUGAGGCAAAUCAAGCGAGACGACAAGGCCAUCAGCUUUGAGGGUGUUGACAGUCUUACCGUCUUGGAACUGCAGAUGGCUUGUGCUGCUCGUGGUAUCAGGACGCACAGUGUGUCUCCCGCGCGUAUGCGAACUGACUUGCAGUCCUGGUUGGACCUCCGUCUCAAGGAGGGCGUUCCAUCGACGCUGCUUGUUCUCAGCAACGCUUACAUGUAUGGCCAGGGAUCUGGCGAGGGGUCAAGCCAGGUUGACGCCCUCAUCGGUGUUCUCUCCUCUAUUCCUGAGGAACUGUUCCACGAGAUCGAGCUCGAGGUUCACAAUGCUGAGGGCGCUGCCACAAACAAACAGCGUCUUGAGGUUCUGAAGGAGCAGCAAGAGCUUAUUGAAGAGGAGAAUGAGCAAAACGAAGAGAGCCAGAGCACCGGCAUGGCUACCCCUCGUGACGUCGAAGACAUUGACGAAAAGGAGGAGAGAAUCAUGCACGCUGAAGCUGAAGGCGUUGAGAAGAACCUGGCUAGCGAAAUGGUUGAAGCGGAGCGCGAACAGGCUCAGGCCACUGACCAACAGGUCAAGGCCAAGUCUAGCACGGAGAGCAAAUAA
Messenger RNA from Pochonia chlamydosporia 170, 1623 nucleotides. Its product is annotated as MRS7 family protein. Gene Ontology annotation, cellular component: mitochondrial inner membrane. NCBI's taxonomy places the organism in Eukaryota, Fungi, Ascomycota, Sordariomycetes, Hypocreales, Clavicipitaceae. The record is from RefSeq and is a predicted model, not a curated record. Gene Ontology annotation, biological process: intracellular monoatomic cation homeostasis. The coding region runs from base 1 to 1623 and encodes 540 amino acids. The transcript is spliced from 2 exons. Gene Ontology annotation, molecular function: ribosome binding.